AUGCCCCCAAAAGAUAUGCUGUGGGAGAGUGGCCACGACGAGUCAGUUGAGGUUAAUCAACGCGCUCUCAUUGACAAAGUGCUCGCGCGGUAUUCGGGGGAGUUCACGGUUUUCCGUGAGCUUCUGCAGAACUCGGACGAUGCAAGCGCUAAGUCCGUCGAAAUACAUUUCGAGACCAAAGACUUCCUGGACAAGCGGGGCAACAACGAGGAAGCAUAUAAUGCUGAAAGUUCCAAUGAGAAGAAACAUGAAUUAGAUCAGAAGGCAGCGCUAGUGCAUCAAUGGACAUUCAGGAACGAUGGCAUGAGCUUUAGAGACGAGGACUGGAAUCGUUUGAAGAAGAUCGCCGAGGGAAACCCAGAUGAGGAGAAGAUUGGGGCCUUCGGUGUUGGCUUUUAUAGCUUGUUCUCCGUUACAGAGGAACCAUUUGUCACCUCAGGAGGACAAUGGAUGGGUUUCUAUUGGAAGGACAAGAAGGAUCAGCUUUUUGCUCGUCGAGGGAAGCUUCCAUCCGCAGAUACCGAUGUUUGGACGACCUUUGAAAUGUCAUUGAGGGAGCCCGCUCCGAUACCCCGUGCAUUUGAUCUUACGCGGUUCCUUGCUUCUUCCCUCACAUUUAUGACACAUCUACGCGAAGUCAGCGUUUUCCUUGACGAUAGACGCAUCUCCCGCCUGAAUAAGAACGCUGGGUCUCCAAAUUCUGUCGGCAUUCCUCAAGGACUUAAGAACCUGAGCCUCAGAGGUAUUAUGCAAGUAAAAGAUAUACAGACUACCCCAUUAUCUAUCAAGACCGAGCUAAUCCGAUGGGUGUACAUGAGCGGCAGCGAGAGAAAAUCCACCGUAGUAGUAUCCAAGCCGACACCGGCAGUUGGUUCAGGGAGUUUCUUUUCUUCACUAUUUGCUUCGCUUUCUGGCACAAGCACUCCUCAGCGGCCUGUUACACCUCUGCAGCCAGUCAGCGCAAACGAUGCUGAUUCAACUGAGAUCAUUGAGUCAAGCGUAACUCUAUCAGUGUUUACAGCUGAAGUUAUGGUAAAAAUCGACCAAAAGUUACGAAGAGAGCUUAAUCGUGCCACAAAGAAGAAUCCACCUACCAGCAUGAGAUUAGAGUUGAUAUACACGGGUAAGGAUGAAUAUGAUGCGAGUAUCGAAGAGGACAAGAAGCAGCCAGAGAUGACUGGGAGCGUUUUUCAAGGCCUUCGUGCUGAUAUAGAAGGCGUGGGCGCGGCAAAGAUCUUCAUCGGCCAUGCCACUGGUCAAACCACCGGAAUUGCGGGUCACAUAGCGGCACGAUUCAUUCCAACAGUUGAACGAGAGUCUAUCGAUUUGAUGGACCGCACCGUCGCAGUUUGGAACGAGGAGCUACUCUACGUUGGAGGGUUUUUGGCUCGCGCGGCGUACGAACUCGAGAUGGCUAACUUACGCCGAUUAUGGAAUGGUGCAGCUGAUUCAGAAUCACUGAGAGUUCCCAGUGACACCGUACAAGCCUGGUUGCGCGGCCGAGGAUUGCAUCUGUUGAAAUUUUUCACAUUCCAUCACUCUACGCCAUCUUCUCUCGUCUCUACAAAACUGGAGGCCGCUUUCUUUGCUUCCGCACCCAACCAGCCGUUUCCGAUCAUCUCAUCCACUGGCAUCCGGAAUGUAGUAGAUGUCCGUAUCCAAGACCAAGUUUUCUCGGAAUUUUUGAAAGAGCUGCCUACAUUACCUGAAGAUGUCGUGAACGGUGCACCCAAGAUGAUCAGCUCCCUGCGUUCACGGGGAAUGAUCAAGGAGAUCGAGUUCAUGGACGUGCUUCAUGAAUUGCGGGCGAGACCGCUAUCGGAAACAGAGAUAGUGGCUUGUUUCAAGUGGUGGCUCACAAUGCAGAGCCAGAGUGUCCCGCAAAACCUCGUACAGAUCCGGUCUGAGCUACUAAAUGCAGCCGUACUGAUCCUAGGAGACCGGGACGCUGACGAUGCAAAGAUAGUGCCUAUGUCUGCUAUCCAAACACUCCUGAACGUCCGCGGGAUGCCAGGAGCUAUAAUCCCCACUGACGGCCCACUACCACCUCAUCUACUCCCGGUCAGUAUCAGCAAGCAGUUUGACCACAGCAAAUUGGCGGCAGCAUUUCCUUGGCGAGAGCUAACCCUUUUGGAUUGGUUGCGAUACGUCACAGCCCCCACUGUAUCAGCACUAGGGGUUGACUACGAUUUCACGAGCUCACCACAAUGGGCGGAGCGAGUACUGGAAGUAGUCUCUCGGGCAUGGCAGCAACUUCCGAGAAGUACUCAACAAGAAGUCGCUGCCCUCUUUCAAGGAAAAGUGUGUGUGCCUACUUCGGCAGGUAUGAGGAUGCCCGAUGAAUCCUAUUUUGCGAGUGCCCACAUCUUCCGCGAUCUGCCCAUGGUUCUGUUCCCUUCCGGAAAUCAAAUCAAGGGCCCCAUGGAGAAGGUCCUAGUCGCCAUCGGGGUUCGACAGCAUGUUGAACUCCAGAUCGUUUUCAACAGGAUGAUUAAAACUGGUGACUGGACAAUUGCUGAAUUAAUCAAAUAUCUAGUCGCUGUGCAGGCCACGCUAUCAUCUGCAGAAGUAGAUCGUCUUCGUAUGACUGCUGCGUUUCCCAAAGAGAGUAAUCUUGAUAACAACGAGAAAUCUGCUCGGUUCAAGGCCAGUGAGCUUUACGAGCCAAUAGACACACUUCGAAAGUUGGGCCUUCCAAUCAUCAGCUGGGGUGAUCAUCCGAAGUGGCGAAGUAACUCUGAAGAAGCUAAGUUCCUUUACAGUCUAGGAUUGCGCCGUUAUCCCCCUCUGCCCAUCAUCUUGAAUUUGGCUUCCAAUCCAGACGAAAGUGUACGAUCACUUGCGUUGAAGUAUUUUUUGGACAACUUUGCCACUAAGUAUUCUGACUAUGAUCCCACCGCAUUCGUUGACUUGUCAUUUGUACCUGCUAUUAAAAAUGGAUCGAGCCACAUGGCAAAGCCGUCCGAGGUGUUUUCAAAUGGCUCUUGGGCCUCACUCGGAUUCCCAGUUGUGGAUCCGAGUCUUCAGAUGGAUGCAUCGUCCAAAUUAAAGAUCCGUGAACAUCCUCCAGGAGCUGCUUUAGUCAAUCUCUUGAAGCAAUCUCCUCCACAUGCAGAAGCUGAUGCCAGGACUUGGUUCGGUAUAUUAGCGACUCGCGUAUCAGACUUCAGUAAGGCCCAGCUUGAGGUAUUAUCACGACUACCAUUCGUCCCAGUCAAGACUCCUGGAAGCGAUGCGGCGAUCCGCAUGUUGUCUCCCAAUCAAUGCUACUUUUCUGGAGAUUCCAACCUUCAGUUCCACUCUAGGCUUUUUGUGUUCGUGGAUUUCGGUCUCCAAGCAAAUCAGUUCCUCAGCGCAUGCGGGACGAAACACGAGCCUUCAGUGGAGGAGAUUACGAAGAUUAUGCUGGAAAAUCCUCGGCAUUUUUAUGAUCUUGCGGAGGGGCGGGACAACUAUCUCAUAGAGCUACGGAAUAUCGCCGUCAACUUCCGCCUCAUCUCACCGACUACGGUGGCUCGUCUCAAGAGAUCUGCGAUUUUAUUAGGCUCGAGGCGAGUCAAGAAAUCUUCAGUGGCUGAGAAGGUUCGACCCUCAGACCGUCAAGAUGAUCUGGAAGAAGAAGAUUGGGAUUUUGAAUACGACUUGGUGACACCUGAUCGAGUGGUCAUUGCGGACGAUUCAAAUUUAUACCAAUUAUUCGGUAGCUCGAUUUUUACAGCGCCACAAGAAGAACUCAUCGAAGGAUUCUAUUCACAAUUGGGCAGCAAAUCAUUAGGCACCCUCGUACGGGAAGAAUACAGCACCGGAAACGAAAUUAAGGAAUCGCGUAAAGCUGCUGAAGUUCGGUCAUUAGUAUUGGAGAGGUUACCGCUUUUUUUGCAUGAACAGCCACACACUCGUCGUCGUAUCACUUUUGACUGGCUCAACGAUGAUCGCAACUUUAUCGUCAAAAUGUUCGGUAAACUGAUGGUUGUCAAGUCUCUCCAAUUCGACGGCAAACCUUUGCGACGCACUCAAGAGUCUUCCGCAGUGGCCAAGCGAGUUGGUCGUGGGCCAAUUGAACUCUGGUUGGCAGGACGUGAUCAAGUGGAUAUAGUGUCGACGUCCAUGUGCCGGCUUUUAUUCGAAUCUCCAAAGAUCAACGAUUCGCUUCUAUUUAUGACGAUCUUAUCAACAGACUUGAGGGCUCUUAAAAGGAGGGGAUAUAACGUCGAUCGCAUUCUUCGGCAGCAGAAAGCGCAGCGCGAAGCUCAGGCUGAGGCAGCGGCAAGAUCGUCAGCGCUUAUCCCGGAGAGUCGUUCCCAAUCUCCGACAUUGCCUGGUACCUUGAAGGCUGAAGAGAAGCACGAGAUCUCAUCAGCUCAGACGGAGCUUGCGAAGCUGCAAUUGGGUACUAAUGACCCUUUGAGGAAUCCGCCGAGAGCAUCCUCCACAAUUCGCCAGUCGCUCGACUUAUGGAAACGUCGAUUUGGCGCGAAGCCACAGCCUGUCAAGGGUUCCGAGGACGAAACCAAUUCCCUUCCGGCCGGUAAGCCAGGCAAUGUGGACAACAUUCCAUCACCGCAAAUUGGAAUACCACCACAAAUCACAUCCGAGCUCAAUAUGGGACCUCUCGAACAAACACAUCAGUCAAAACCUCAAGGCGAUCGGAAUGGCUCCAGGUCCGGUGUAACUCCACCCUCCAUGAUCGCCCACAAUGUCAAUCUUGCCAUUAAUGCAUGCAAGCAAGAGAAAAGUGACAGAUUGCAGUCCCGCGAAAGAAUGCAGAUGGUGGAGGAAACACUAAAGGAGGGAUAUUGCGAUGGUUCUGGGGAAUCGCUAGACCUAGUGCGGGUUGGCGAUAUGGGGAGUGUGAAUUUCUUCGUGUCUAAAGACAUCUCCGAUGCCGAAUCACUUAUGGCAGCGAAAGCGGAAAGCCUCGCGAGAUUCAUAUACGUGAUACAACCUCUCUGUGAAGCCUACAAGCUGCCCAUGUCUAGCACACAUAUUUACUACGAUUCAGUCGGACAUCGCAUCGCAUUCAACAGGAACGCGAGCUUGUUUCUCAAUUUGCGAUACUUCGAAGCAUGGCACGAUGAAUCUGUACAGCGUGGCGAAAUGAGGGAUGCUCAAGUAUCAUGGUCUGUCGUUUCUGUCGCCUGCAGGCGUGUCUUGACCUAUGUUCAACUAUAG
Molecule: messenger RNA, 5172 nt
Organism: Fibroporia radiculosa
Lineage: Eukaryota; Fungi; Basidiomycota; Agaricomycetes; Polyporales; Fibroporiaceae
Exons: 26
Coding region: 1-5172 (1723 amino acids)
Source: RefSeq, a predicted model, not a curated record